Molecule: messenger RNA, 2750 nt
Organism: Pseudophryne corroboree (corroboree frog)
Lineage: Eukaryota; Metazoa; Chordata; Amphibia; Anura; Myobatrachidae
Product: zinc finger protein 345-like
Exons: 6
Coding region: 347-2749 (800 amino acids)
Source: RefSeq, a predicted model, not a curated record
UGGUUGAUGAGUUACCGUGGUAGUCACUACCCAUAAUCCUAUGCGUUAUGCUGAUCCCACGGAAAUUCCGCCCCGCCCACUUCCGGUACACAGGGUGUGAGCUGCUGCCUUAUCCUCCAGGGUUACGCAAUAGUGAAGAAGACAUCCGGCGAGUGUGAGACACCGAGCAGCCAUCCCCGUGUGUCAGGAGGACUGCGCAGGACCCAGAGCCCCAUCACGGUGCCUCCACCUCACUCACUGACACAUUGACCAGAAGAUCCUGGAACUCCCUAACAAGAUCAUUAAGCUGCUGACUGGAGAGGAGGAGGAGUAUAUAGAGGAACACAGGGGUCUGUACAAGGACGUGAUGAUGGAGAAUCACCGGACCCUCACAUCUCUGGAUAAGAGGAGACUGUCAUGUAUUGUACAGGGGAGAGCAGAUGGGCCCAGUAACAGAGAUACCCCAGAGAGAUGUCCCCGUCCUCUGUAUUCCCAGGACUGUACAGAGGAGAAUCACAGGAUCCCACAGGAGGAUCAGGUAGAACGUCUGUCUAAUAUUAAAACAGAAGAUACAGAGGGAGAAGAAGAGACGUAUGUGACUGAUAUGAAGGCAGAAGAUAUAGAGGGAGAAGAAGAGACGUAUGUGACUGAUAUAAAGGAAGAAGAUAUAGAGGGAGAAGAAGAGACGUAUGUGACUGAUAUGAAGGCAGAAGAUAUAGCGGGAGAAGAAGAGACGUAUGUGACUGAUAUAAAGGCAGAAGAUAUAGAGGGAGAAGAAGAGACAUAUGUGACUGAUAUAAAGGCAGAAGAUAUAGCGGGAGAAGAAGAGACGUAUGUGACUGAUAUAAAGGCAGAAGAUAUAGAGGGAGAAGAAGAGAUGUAUGUGACUGAUAUAAAAGCAGAAGAUAUAGCGGGAGAAGAAGAGACGUAUGUGACUGAUAUAAAGGAAGAAGAUAUAGAGGGAGAAGAAGAGACGUAUGUGACUGAUAUGAAGGCAGAAGAUAUAGCGGGAGAAGAAGAGACGUAUGUGACUGAUAUGAAGGGAGAAGAAGAGACGUAUGUGAGGGGUGAUCAGCAGUGUAAGGAGGAGGAGAUCCCUACAGAUAUCAGCACAGCAGAUGGACACACAAGCAGGAAUAUCUCUGAAGGACGUCUAAUGUUAUCCCCGGAUUGUGACAUAAAAGAUAAUGACAGUAGACAGGAUUCUCCAGGAGAUAACCCCAUUACCCCAAUUAUACAUCCAGCUCUAUCAUCUGAUCCCCCUGAUCCUGGGAAAUGUUCUCCUGAUCACUCUGAUAUUGGAGCAUUUGUUACAGCUCUGAGAGUAGAUACAGUGUUUCCCUGUUCUAUAGAUGCCAAAUGUUUUACACAGAACACAAAGCUUAUUACCCAUCAGCCAGCUAAGGCAGCUGAGAGGCAAUUUCCAUGUUCUGAGUGUGGAAAAUGUUUUACAUAUAAAUCAUAUCUUGUUAGACAUCAGAGACGUCACACAGGUGAGAGGCCAUUUCCAUGUUCUGACUGUGGAAAAUGUUUUACUUGGAAAUCAUGUCUUGUUACACAUCAGCAAAGUCACACAGGUGAGAAGCCAUUUCCAUGUUCUGAGUGUGGGAAAUGUUUUGGCCGGAAAUCACAACUUGUUAAACAUCAGAGAACUCACACAGGUGAGGGGCCAUUUCCAUGUUCUGACUGUGGAAAAUGUUUUACUUGGAAAUCAUGUCUUGUUAGACAUCAGCAAAGUCACACAGGUGAGAAGCCAUUUCCAUGUUCUGAGUGUGGGAAAUGUUUUGGCCGGAAAUCACAUCUUGUUAUACAUCAGAGAACUCACACAGGUGAGAGGCUAUUUCCAUGUUCUGAGUGUGGGAAAUGUUUUGCCCGGAAAUCACAUCUUGUUAUACAUCAGAGAAGUCACACAGGGGAGAAGCCAUUUCUAUGUUCUGAGUGUGGGAAAUGUUUUGCAGUCAAACCAGAGCUUGUUAGACAUCAGAGAAGUCACACAGGUGAGAAGCCGUUUCCAUGUUCUGAGUGUGGGAAAUGUUUUGCAGUCAAACCAGAGCUUGUUAGACAUCAGAGAAGUCACACAGGUGAGAAGCCGUUUCCAUGUUCUGAGUGUGGGAAAUGUUUUGCAGACAAAUCACAUCUUGUUAUACAUCAGAGAAGUCACACAGGUGAGAAGCCAUUUUCUUGCUCUGAGUGUGAGAAAUGUUUUUCACGGAAAUCACAUCUUGUUGAUCAUCAGCGAAGUCACACAGGUGAGAAGCCAUUUCCAUGUCCUGAGUGUGGGAAAUGUUUUGCAGACAAAUUACAACUUGUUAGCCAUCAGAGAAGUCACACAGGUGAGAAGCCAUUUUCUUGCUCUGAGUGUGAGAAAUGUUUUGCCCAGAAAUCACAACUUGUUAGACAUCAGCUAAGUCACACAGGUGAGAGGCCAUUUCCAUGUUCUGAGUGUGGGAAAUGUUUUACAUAUAAAUCAGAUCUUGUUAAACAUCAGAGAAGUCACACAGGUGAGAAGCCAUAUUCUUGCUCUGAGUGUGGGAAAUGUGUUACAUACAAAUCAGAUCUUGUUAUACAUCACAGAAGUCACACAGGUGAGAAGCCAUUUCCAUGUUCUGAGUGUGGGAAAUGUUUUGGCCGGAAAUCAGAUCUUGUUAUACAUCAGAGAACUCACACAGGUGAGAGGCUAUUUCCAUGUUCUGACUGUGGGAAAUGUUUUAGACAGAAAUCACAUCUUGUUACACACCAGAGAAAUCACACAGGUGAGAAGCCAUUUUAAU